Molecule: messenger RNA, 9035 nt
Organism: Oncorhynchus gorbuscha (pink salmon)
Lineage: Eukaryota; Metazoa; Chordata; Actinopteri; Salmoniformes; Salmonidae
Product: protein ELYS-like
Exons: 36
Coding region: 264-7697 (2477 amino acids)
Source: RefSeq, a predicted model, not a curated record
AUGCUGCGCAGUAGCUCGCUUUACAUGGAAAUGGCGCCCGCGUUGAACUCUAGCAAGAAGACAGUUCUGUAGCUAGCUAGUCUAGAUCAGAAGACUUGUUAAAGUCUUCAUACUAUAAUAUUUGUGAGUUGUUGACAUUUGUCUUCAAAACCAAAAGGGAUUCGGAAGAAAAUCGUAUUAUUAUGACAGAGCCGAAGAAGAGUCGCAACCGAAAAGACAUUACCGCAUUUUAGUACGUCGACAACAUCAGACAGUGAGUGAACAUGCGUGACCUGGCUGCCCAGGUCACCAGCAGCCUGCUGUGUUUCCCGAAGGUGACUGUCGACGCUCUGGGGGAGGAUGAGAUCACCCUGGACUCUGUGCUGCGCGGGAAGUUCACCGUCGGUCGCAGCGGGCUGGCCUGGCUGGCAUGUGGGCCCCAGCUGGAGGUGGUCCAUGCGGUGACGGGCGAGCGUCUGUCCGCCUACUGCUUUAGCGGCGAGGGGGAGCACCCCCCAGGCGUGCUGGCGGCCAGGGACUUCUCCUGGCUGAAGAGGACGGGGCUGCUGGUGUGCCUGGAGGAGGCCCAGGGUAGCAUGCUGUGUCUCUACGACCUGGGCAUCUCCCGAGUGGUCAAGGCCGUGGUCGUACCGGGCAGGAUCACGGCCAUCGAGCCCCUGGUGAGUUAUGGUGGGGCCAGUGCUAGCACACAGCACCUCCACCAAAGCCUGCGCUGGUUCUUUGGCGUGGCAGCUGUGGUCACGGACCUGGGACAUGUCCUCCUGGUGGACCUGUGUCUGGAUGACCUGUCCUGCAGCCAGAGCGAGUUGGAGGCCUCAGACCUGGAGGUAGUGACUAAGUCCCCGGCUGAGAUCCCCCGGCUGCGCGAGCAGGAGACGCGCCAGGGGAGACACCUCUGUCUGCAGCUGAGCAGCCCCACAGGCACGGGGGCCACGGCCCUGCAGUACAUCCCCCGCACCAACCAGCUGGCCGUGGGCUUCUCCGACGGAUACCUGCAACUCUGGAACAUGAAGACGCUCAAGAAGGAGUAUCACUCCCAGCUAGAGGGCGGAAGGGUGCCAGUGUACGCGUUCACCUUCCAGGAGCCAGAGAACGACCCCCGUAACUGCUGCUACCUGUGGGCUGUCCAGUCUGCCCAGGACAGUGAGGCGGACGGGGUCAGCCUCCACCUGCUCCAGCUGGCCUUCAGUGAGAGGAAGUGUCUGGCCUCAGGGAAGAUAUUCUAUGAGGGUCUGGAGUACUGUGAGGAGCGGUACAGUCAGGAGCUGAGCAGCACCGCCUUCCCCCCCAGGGCUCAGACCACCAACACCCGCCUGCUCAGCUGCCAGACCAUUGAGAAGUUCCGACACCACCCAGACCGAGACGAGAGUAUGAAUGAAGUUGCAUCUCCAGACACCAGCGUGUCCAUCUUCAGCUGGCAGGUGAAGGCCUAUGGACAGGGCAACCCCUCCACCUACAUCGGCGUCUUUGACAUAAACCGAUGGUACCACGCACAGAUGCCCGACUCUCUAAGAACGGGGGAGUCUCUGCGUAGCUGUCCCUACCUUGCCGUGUGGUCUUUGGACACGGUGGUGGAGAUGACGUCGCCCUGCCCCCUGCUGGACAUCCUGGUGCACGAGCGCAGCCUGAGCCGUGGGCUGCCCUACACCAGCCCCCCGCCAGAACAGUUCUUCAAACCCACUACAUACAACUUCGAUGCAACCUGUUUGCUCAACACUGGCCUCGUGCACCUAACUUGCUCUGGCUAUCAGAAAGAGACUCUGAGCUUCCUGAGGAAGGCUGCUUCCUGCUCCAGUGAAGUCAUCUCAAACGGCUACUCCCGCUGCCUGAUGUCUGGCCUGCUUUCCUCUCGCCUGGCCGACGUGCAGCCCUCCAGCCUCUCUCAGGAGGAGCAGUUGGACGCCAUCUUGUCCACGGCGGUAGAGACCAGCUCCCUGGGUCUGAUCACUGGCUGUAUCAAACAGUGGACCGCUGAAGAGCAACCAGGCUCUGCGGUGAACCUGCGCUACAUUCUGGAGUGGGCCUGGGACAAGGUGGUUCUCACCAAGGAAGAGCUGGACGGCAUAUGUGCGCCCCUGUUUGACAGCUCGUCUAACUUCACGGACCCCCAGACCCUCCAGCUGCUGCAGCACAGCCAGAGACUACUGGGGAACCUGAGCACCAUCUUCCACUGUCUGCUCAGCGAGGCACAGGAACUCACUCAGAGAGGUUUGCUGGGACUCUUCAAUAAGAACAUGGUGUCCAGCCUCAUCUCCCAGUACGCACGGGUGGUCCUAUGGUUCUGUCGGACCGGUCUCCUGCCUGAGGGCUCCGAUGAGGAUGCUGUGCAGAUCUCCAGGCCGUUCUACAGCUACUCAGUUAUCCAGAACUACUACACCCUCCGCAGAGAGGAGCUGCAGCAACUGUCCAAGGGGAAGUGGUGUGCCGAUUGCCUGAUGAUUGACGGCCUGGUCGCCCAAUGCGGGGCUCGUUUGGUUGACCUGUGGAAACGGGACGAGGGUGGGACGGGACAGUAUCCGCCCCCUACGCUACACGGCCUGCUUGAUAUUUACCUGCUGGAAAACAUUGAUGAGACUGCUAAGCACGCCAUCGUGAUCUACCUGCUGCUGGAUGUGAUGUACUUUUCUAACAAGAGCGGGGCGUCUGUGGAGUCCUUCCCCAAUGCCUUCGCAAUCCCCAUCGGCCUGGUCAAGCUGGUGCAGGGCCUUUGGCUGCUGGACCACCACGACCACCAGAACUCCCUGGAGCUUCUCCUACAUCCGGCCACCUUCCCGUCCCUGUGGGGCUGGCAGCACGGCCAUGUCCUGCAGGCUCUAAUGUGUCAGGGGCAACACGGAGUCGCCCUACGCUACCUCCAUGUCAUGAAGCCCCCUCUCUCCUCCACUGCUCAGGCCCAACUCUGCCUCUCCGUGUUGCUACACAACAGGUGUCUAGUGGAGGCGUUGGCCUUGCUGAGGCAGCAAUCCAACCGUCUGAACGCGGAGGAAUUGUUAAGGUUCCUCUAUGAGACCUGUCAGGAGCUGGGUCUCAUGAAGGAGCUGCUCAAACUGCCCCUGGGCCUCGCUGAACAGGAGUGCUUGGAGAGGUUCCUACAGGGUACAGGGGGUCUCCAGAACAGGGAGCUUCUGAUGGUGCACUACCUGCAGCAGGCCAACUACGUCCCCGCCCUGCAGCUCAACCACACCCUCAAGAUGAACACGGUGAAUGAGAGGGAUCCCAAGUUGAAGGAGAGAACGCACACGAGGAACUCUAUCCUGGACCAGUACGGGAAAAUUCUCCCUCGGGUCCAGAGGAAGCUGGCCUCUGAGAGGUCUAAGCCGUACCACCACCCUGCCACCAUCCUCAGAGAGGUGUCGCGACCACAGCCCCUGUCGACCAUCGCCAAGCGGUCGGCCAAUGAGAACGUGCUGACCAGAGCAGCGUUCAUCAACAAUGUCCUGUCGAAGAUCGAGGAGGUGUGGGUGGGAGGGAACGCCACGCCCCAGUCCUCGCCAUUCAAGAGCCCCAGUGCAGCAGAGGCACUGUGCCCCAGCCCCCUGUUCCCCUCCCGGGAUCUGCCCGAGGCCUUCGUGGGCACGCCCAUCACCAUGACCUCCAAGAGGAAGUCCAGGCUGCUAGAAUUGGUGGUGCACCCCUCCCCUCAGACCACUCCCCCGGAGGGCUCACGGCCACUGCUGACGCCCCCCAGGUCGGCCACCUCCUGGAACCCCCCAAAAAGUAUCAACAAGGCCUCAGAGCUUAGUCUGCUGCAGACCCCACAGGUGGUCAAGCGAGCACGAGCACUGGCGGCAUCCGGCCCCGUGUUCUCGGCCUUCACCCCCCAAUCCAUCCUGAGGAGCAGCUUGCGCCCCAUGGCCACCCCCACUACCUCCCCUGGGCGCUCUGUCACCCCCCCGCCGUGCCCCAAGGAGAGCCGCAUCACCUUCAUCAAGGAGACGGCCAUGCCAGAGAAAGGCCCCCUCCGCUGGAGCAAUGGGGCUGGACUGAUGGCCUGGAUAUCACACCCUGCAGCUGCUGCUGAUGAGGAUGAUGAAGAGGAGGAUGAGGUGAAGGUGACACAUGUGAAGUUCCUGCCACCACCGGUCCCCGAGCCCUCACCAGAGAAAGGAGAGUCUGAGAGCGGCUCCUCUGGCCAAGAGGUCGUUGUGGUAACCGCAUUGCCAGGACGACUCAGCCUGGGCCUGGAAACGAGCCAGGCCUCUGUCCUAUCAAUAGACACCACCCUUGAGUUCCAUGAUGCACCUCUCCCUGAAGACCUGGAGAGGGAGGAGGCACUUAAACAGCCAGCCAAUGAAGUCGUAGAUGAAGAGGAAGUGGUGGUUAACCUCAAAACUCCAGCAGUACCAGAAGUCCAGCCACCACAGGUGGAAGUGCAGCCUGCAUCAGCCAAUGAGCCAACUCUCCUCCAGUCUGUGGAGGAAGGGCAGGAAGUAAAGGAAGAGCCCAUCAACAGCCAAGAGGAAGUGGCUGUAGAUCAGGAGUUGGACCAGGAAGUAGAGGAGAUGGAGGUCAACCCCAAACAAGAAGAGCCUGAGGCUAAACAGGAUGAUAAAAUUGUAGUGGAACCAAGGCUCACACAGGAAGUAGAACUGACACCAGACACGGAAGUGUUUGAGGAACUGAACCUUGACCAGAAAGAGACGCCCAACCAUGAGCCUGCGGUGGAGACUGCAGAGCAGCCAGAGGUGGCGAUGGUGGUAGAGGAGGAGACUGGAGAGGAUGAAUCACAACCCACUGCACCGAUUGAACCAGUGGAAGACAUGGAACAUACAGAUCUGGACGAGUUUGUAGAGUGCCGUCUAUUUGGCAGUGGCCUGUCUCCACCCCUGACCCACUCGUGUAUCCUCGAGACUUCUGGCAACUGGACCUCCUUCAACAGUGAACCGGUGUGUGGCGUGGUGGAGGAGGAGGAGCCUGCCCUUAUCACUGCCCCCCCGGCCCUCACCACCCAGAAGUCUGUAUCCUCGUCAGGCACCAUCGGGACCGACUCCCACUCUGUGGUGAGCCUGAACGACAGUGAGGAACUCUCUAGUGCUGCGUCGGAGGAUGAAGAGGAGUCGUCCUCGUCAGAAGCCCCUUCUGAGGACUCUGGCAGUGAGGUGGAGAUCAUCGAGGAGGUGCAGGGGAACGGGAGACAGCGAGCUCCCCUGCCCCUACAGCCACAUCCCCAGUUCCUGUCUGACCUAUCGGAGCAGGACGCAGCCGUGCUCUCAUUGGUCACCCCAGAGGCAGACCUAAAGAUGGUGGAGGAUGACAUGGACCGGGAGGUGGUGAUGAUCAGGCUGGGGGCAGCAGGAGACGAGGGGGUCUGCUACACAGAGCUGAAGCCCUCCACCACCCUGCUGGUUCCUCUGGAGCUGCUGGAGGCGCAGGGGCAGGCCCUGACAGAUGGAGUCCGCCUGGGUCAAACCGAGGUGGGGGAAGGCAGUGAGCCGGAGGUACCCCUCUCUGAAGCCCACAGCAGCUUCUCUCUUAUGCUGGAGGCUGAGGAUGGGAAUGCAGACAUCGUACCACUGGAGGUACCACUAGAACCCACUGAGCAUCUGACCGCAGAGAGAGCGUCUGACAAGCCUGCUGCUGACCCGGAGGUCAUCUGCCUGGGCACAGAUGACCAGGACAGCCCCCUUGCUGAGGCUGAUCCCCAGGAGGAACAGGGGGCUGAGACCCUGGAGGGGAUGGAUACCUUGGAGGCAAGCUUUAAUAGCUGGACGGAGGCAGAGACUGAUGGACCUGAGGCUUUGUCGGAGGAGAAUGUUCCUCAAGUCACAGACGUCCUGCCUGAAUCCUCUGAGGCCGUGGCUGAAGAUGAACUGACCGGGACUGAACCAACCAGAUCAGCUGAAGAUGGAGAUGUUGACGUAGACAAUGUAGAAGAGCCAGAUGAGAUCCCUGCUGAACCAACCGAAGCAGAAGAGCCUUCACCAGUCCUGGUUGAGAACGAGCAGCCCAGCAGAGCGGAGAAGGGAACAGAUGAGGUGACCAUGGAAGAGGGGACUGUCCUGUGUGCUCAGAGUCAAGAGGAGGAGAUGAAGGCUGAUGACGUUGAGCUGGAUGCUGAGAAAGAGAUGGAGGAGCCUGUCGCUGUCCCUGCUGACCAGCCUCUGCCUCGGGUAGAAAGCAAAGGACCCAUCCAGUCAGACAACCAUGAACCUGCCCAGGGAGAAGCCGUAAGCGAUGUGGCUACCCCUCAAACCGCAAAGCUCUCUACAGCAAGUGAGGAGGAGAGGGAGCCCAUCAAGCCUCGCAACAUCCAGUCUGAGUCUGUGUCUGAAACCUUGGAGGUCAGGAAAGCCCCAUCCACCCCAACGCGCAGGGCCACCAUGCAGAGGAAGACGGUGAAGUUCACCUCAUUGGAGCCAGAGAGACCUGGGUCAGAGGGUGACGAGAGGCUGGCAGGACAGACUGAGAUGGAGACGGACUCUCAGGUCCCGGCCACGCCCAGACGGAUCACCAGGAGUGGCCAUCACGGACAGGACUCCAGAGUUCCCGUCACCCCUCGACGGAGCACCCGGAACACCGAACGCCAGCCAGAACCCGAGCCUCGGAGAGAGGAGAGGAAAGGAGAGGAAGAGGUCUCGGUCCUCAUCACUGAGGCUGCUGUGGUCAACUCCAAGCCCACCCCGGCCAAACGGUGCACCCAACAGAAGGCCACUCCGAGGACGGGAACUCGGCGGACCAGGAACACCCAGGUGGAGGGCGAAGAGGAACCAACAGCCAUGGAUGAAACAGCCAGCAAGGGGUCAGUCCUGUCGGUUAGACGCAGUGCUAGGAAGAGCCGAACUGGAACCAAGACCCCAGCGGCCCCUGAGGAAGAGAAGCCAAACGAUGAAGAAGACAUAAAGCAGACCAGCAGUCCAGGCAGGGUGACCCGCAAGUCGACCCGAAGGGGUGUGAACCUCGCCCUCUUCACAAAGAAAGAGGAAGUGUUCACCGUGGACCCUCCCCGCAGCCUGAGGAAGACGAGGGGUGAAGGCACCGCUGAGAAGACAAAAGACUCCCCCGUGUCGUUCUGUCGACCAACCAGGAGCCGUCUGUGGAACCACCAGGAGGAGGACCUGCCCCUGUUGGAGACUCCCCUGGAGGUGGACUCCGGAACUCCUGUGGCCGACGCCCUCAUCAAGAGACUCCACGAUGAGGAGGCCAAACGGGAAGUGGGUGAGACCUUGGUCGUCACGGAGAUGGUGCAAGCCAAUAGGAGAGGUAUUAAGUCGCAAGGUCAGUGGGUGCCCUCUCCACCCCCGAUGGUGGAGAUGAUGGUGUCCGAGGCCGAACAGGGAAGCCCUGUCAGGGACUCAUUCAUCUACUCACCACCUCGGAGGAGAACUAGAGGUAGGAUAGCAGAGUCGCCCUGUCAGAAUGGCGUGUCUGCGCCUCCCAUUACUCGUACCAGGCGACUGGACGCCAGUGCAGCACGCCCUGUAAACGAGGACAAGAACUCGUCAGGAGAGGAGGUGGAGAUGGCGGCUGCUAAAACCAGAACAACCAAGAGACGAACAACCAAGCCCAAAGCAGCCCCGGCGUCCCCUACCCCAGCCAAGGUGGAUCUGAUCUCUCCCAUGCCCAGCCCGGCCGAGCGUGCCACGAGGAGGAGGAGGAAGGUGGUGGAGGAGAACGAAGCCCCUCGGAUGAACCUCCGACGUAAACGAGUGCUGGAGGCCAUCUUCCCCAAACCAGUCACCCGCCGGAAGAAGCUAUGAUCGGAUGCCAUUUUCCCCCUAAACAAAACUACAGCAUCAACCUGGGAGUCUUCCAGACUCGGUCAGAACUCAUGGGGUGUGUCUUAAUCUCCUUUCCUUCAUCUGAACUGCUCUGAAAAAUAGGAUGGGGAAGGGAGUAUGGUGCCUACUGGGUAUUUCCAAUACAUGUCAAUGCAGAUGAAGGAAAGGAGACGGAGAGGAAUCCACUUUAGACUAUAGAGAUGCACCCGUGGACUGGACUCUACUCCUAGGAAGCGAUUUUAUUCUCCACCUUUCUUUUAAGAACUUUUGCAGCCCGCUGUUUUAUAUUUAAGAAGACAAACAAACCAGUGGAGAUUUAUUUUUAUUUUUAUGAAUAAUCGGAUUUAAUUUGGGAGAUUGAUAUAAUAAUUUUAUAUAAAUUAUUGUAAUGUUUACAGGGAGGAAGACCGGUAUUUGAACAACAAAAAAAGAGUGAUUGGUUUUUAUUUCUGGAGAACUCGUACAUUUAUAUGAAUGGUCUCUUUUGCUAUGUUAUGAAUAAAGUUGAAUACUUGUGAAUGAUCUGAUUUGAUUUGUAGUGCAGAGCCGGCCCUAGCCACUAAGAGACCGCUUAGGGCCCCGCGGCCGCUAGGGGGCCCUGACCCCAAUUUUUUUGAUAGGGGUCUCAACUUAGUGGGGGGUCUCAACGUGCUGUUAAGAGUUACAAUACACAAGGUGUAAUUUUGACAUGUGGUUGUCCAACAUUUUUUCUGUCACUUAAUUAGCUCAUGUCACCUACAUUUGUUUAGAUUGCUGGACUAACAAUCUAAACUUGUAGUAAUCAUGGUUGAAUUACUGAUCGGACACACGGGGAACGUGAUCAGGGGCUGUGACCUCCAGGGGGCCCCCUAUGGAUUUAGUUCGUCACUUACUCAGACGUCAUAUUAAUAUGGCAUAAGAGCGUUUGUUAAGUGACUGACUGAAAUGAUAAUGUUAAUCAUAGAGGGCAAAAUGUGUACAACUGCAGGAAGAUAACCAGGCUAGAACCGGUUCUGUUGUAGCUUCUCAAUAAUGUUUGUCUCAUAAUCAUAUUGCCGAUGUUAGCCUUAACAAAGAAUUUUGUAAAGUUAAUUUGCUGUUUUAAAAAAUAUCAAUUCACACUCAUUUGGGUUGUUUGGGGUUAUUUUCCUAUAAUGUACUGUAUCACUAACAUGUACAUAACCUGCACCGUGAAUCCACUGGGGGAGAUGAGGCUUGUUUGCUUUUAAGGUCAUUUGACCAGCUGAACGCUAUUUUCAGAUGAAUGUAGAAUGUCUUCAGUGACUUUGACAAUAUGGUAAAAGCGGAAGUAUUUCAUUAAAAGUGAGCUGAACUUAA